Molecule: messenger RNA, 454 nt
Organism: Geodia barretti
Lineage: Eukaryota; Metazoa; Porifera; Demospongiae; Tetractinellida; Geodiidae
Source: the annotation of a GenBank genome assembly
CCCCUAAUAGAUGCAUUUCAUGUUAAUAAAAUCACAGCAUUCUGGUGUAAUGAGUGUUAUCAAUGCAGAGGUCAUGGUGAUGCUGUUCUAUGUCUCCAUUUCCACGAGAAUAAACUCGUGUCUGGUUCUAAAGAUACAACCAUCAAGGUGUGGAUCUUCCUGGAGGUACUGCCAGUUCCGUUUAGCUGACUCUGCCUGGCCAUCAGCCCAGUGACGUGUACAAUUUGAUGACACAAGAGUGAUAGUGGAGCUAGUGAGGCUUAUAAAAUUUGGAGCCUUGAGACUGGCAUGCGUGUAGAACAAUUGAUGGAUUUUCAGCUCAGAAGGAACACAGGAGUAAUACGUAAGCCAUUUCUACAUACCAAAUAUUAUGUUAAUAUAACGUACAAAAUAAAUCUAUUUUAAAUGCAUUUCAGCGAAUCACGAAGCACGCCCGCUUGUCUGGUUUUGCACA